GCCUUGGAAACGGUGAGAACACCACAUAUAUGCACCGAAUGCGGAAAGCCAUGAGGAGCAGCAUCAACAAGCAGGCGUGUGAAGUUUAAUUACUGGUAGUAGAUCUCGAUUUAACUUCUAUACUAUUGAAAUUACAACCAUUCCGAUGUCCUGAUAAUUUAUAUGAAUUAGUUAAUGGGACUUCACUAUAUGUUGUACUUUGCAAACCGGUGAAAAUUCUCAACGAAGGCUAGUCAACAACCAAUACCGACAGACUUCGAGGGUGCAUAUAGCAGAACCCCUAUAUAGGUAUGUAAAUGGCCCUUUUUGAAGGCGUGAUAGUCUCCUGUACUCACACUAACCUCGGGAGGGGCUGCUGUUCGUGCGCUGUGGUUGUUUAACCCCGGGCUGCGCCCUGCUGCUGCGCUGUGCAAUAUGCGCGUUCUGUGAAUAGGUAGGACAAUGGGUGUGUGUAAAUGAAACUGGGAAAUCGCCAACUGGGAGACAGUGGAUUUGUUAAAUCAGAUUUAAAUAAGAUGUCGAGCCGGACCAGACCUGGCUACUAUCGGCAGGACAUCAACAAAACCACCUGGGAGGUACCGGAGCGGUAUCGCGAGCUGAAACAGGUGGGGACGGGGGCGUACGGUACGGUAUGCUCCGCAGUGGAUUUCAGGACAGGGUCCAAGGUGGCUAUCAAGAAGCUUCACAGGCCCUUCCAGUCUGAGCUCUUCGCUAAGAGGGCCUACCGGGAGCUGAGGCUGCUCAAACACAUGAAACAUGAAAAUGUUAUUGGCCUUGUGGAUGUAUUCACUGCAGACUUGUCUCUGGACAGAUUCCAUGAUUUUUAUCUGGUGAUGCCCUUCAUGGGAACAGAUCUGGGAAAGUUGAUGAAAUUACAGAAGCUCUCAGAGGACAAAGUGCAGUUCCUGGUCUAUCAGAUGCUCAAGGGUCUCAAGUAUAUCCAUUCUGCUGGAAUCAUUCAUAGGGACCUAAAACCAGGAAAUCUGGCAAUUAACCAGGAAUGUGAGCUCAAGAUCCUAGACUUCGGGCUGGCGCGGCAGACGGACAGUGAGAUGACGGGGUAUGUUGUGACCCGCUGGUACCGGGCCCCGGAGGUCAUCCUCAGCUGGAUGCACUACACCCAGACUGUGGACAUCUGGUCUGUGGGCUGCAUCAUGGCAGAGAUGCUGUCCGGGAAACCACUGUUCAAAGGCAACGAUCACUUGGAUCAGCUGACAGAAAUAAUGAAGAUCACAGGGACCCCCACUCAGGAUUUCAUCGCAAAACUGCAGUCUCAGGAUGCUAAAAACUAUGUAAGAAGCCUUCCCAAAGUGCAAAAGAAAGACCUCCAGGCAAUGUUUUCCAGUGUCAACCCAGAGGGGGUGGCAGUUUUAGAGCGUAUGCUGCUGCUGGACCCAGAGAAAAGGGUCACCGCGACGGAGGCACUCGCCCUGCCAUACUUCUCUGAGUUCAGAGAACCAGAAGAGGAGACUGAGGCCCAGCUAUAUGACCAUUCUGUUGACAACUCUGACCUGCCUCUGGAGCAGUGGAAACGUCACACAUUCACCGAGAUCCUGUCUUUCCAGCCCAGAGUGGUGGAGUCCAGGGAAACUGCAUUGUAAUGGGAAGCAGCACAUGCCCACUGCCACCUCGGCUUGUUGUUUUUACACGUGUGUCAUCUUCUGUCCAUUCAAUAUUCUCUGAACAUAUUGUGUUGUUUGUCUUUAGUUUUUUAGUUGUUCAGAAAGCCCUUGUUACUAGGUUGUUUGUCCUUUAGAUGUUGGAGUUCUGGGACGGUCCUGUGUGUGUGUGUGUGUGUGUGUGUGUGUGUGUGUGUGUGUGUGUGUGUGUGUGUGUGUGUGUGUGUGU
Messenger RNA from Esox lucius (northern pike), 1848 nucleotides. RefSeq names its product mitogen-activated protein kinase 12a (gene mapk12a). Gene Ontology annotation, biological process: intracellular signal transduction; protein phosphorylation. Gene Ontology annotation, cellular component: nucleus; cytoplasm. The record is from RefSeq and is a predicted model, not a curated record. The transcript is spliced from 12 exons. NCBI's taxonomy places the organism in Eukaryota, Metazoa, Chordata, Actinopteri, Esociformes, Esocidae. Gene Ontology annotation, molecular function: MAP kinase activity; ATP binding. The coding region runs from base 456 to 1601 and encodes 381 amino acids.